AUGUGUGACGUUGUCUUAGGAUCCCAAUGGGGAGAUGAAGGUAAAGGGAAAUUAGUUGACGUAUUAUGUGAUGAAGUUGAUGUUUGUGCCAGAUGCCAAGGUGGUAAUAAUGCUGGCCAUACUAUUGUAGUUGGUGAUACCAAAUAUGAUUUCCACAUGUUACCAUCAGGAUUAGUUAACCCUAAAUGUUUGAACUUGGUUGGUUCGGGUGUUGUUAUCCACGUUCCUUCACUUUUUGAAGAAUUAGAAAACUUGGAAAAGAAGGGAUUACACUGUCGUGAUAGAUUGUUUAUUUCUUCGAGGGCUCACUUAGUCUUCGACUUCCAUCAAAGAACGGAUAAGUUAAAAGAAGCGGAAUUAUCGGAAAAUAAAAAAUCUAUUGGUACAACUGGUAAGGGUAUUGGUCCAACUUAUUCUACCAAGGCUUCCAGGUCUGGUAUUAGAGUCCACCACUUGGUGUCUGAAGAACCAGAAUCUUGGGAAGAAUUCAAAACGAGAUACCAUCGUUUAGUAGACUCUAGAUUCAAAAGAUACGGUAAUUUUGAAUAUGAUACCGAAGCCGAAUUAGCCAAGUACGAGAAAUACAGAGAGUUACUUAAGGGCCAUGUCGUUGACUCAAUUGAUUUUAUGCAUUCAGCAAUUGCUCAAAACAAGAAAAUUUUAGUCGAAGGUGCUAAUGCUUUAAUGUUGGAUAUUGAUUUUGGUACUUAUCCUUACGUUACUUCUUCUGCUACUGGUAUUGGUGGUGUCUGUACUGGUUUAGGUAUCCCUCCAAAAGCUAUCAACAAAGUAUAUGGUGUUGUUAAGGCUUAUACUACUAGAGUUGGUGAAGGUCCUUUCCCAACCGAACAAUUGAAUGAAGCUGGUAAAACUUUACAAGAUAUCGGUGCGGAAUUUGGUGUCACCACCGGUAGAAAGAGAAGAUGUGGUUGGUUAGAUUUAGUUGUCUUGAAAUAUUCAACUUUGAUUAACGGAUACACUUCCUUAAAUAUUACCAAGUUAGACGUCUUAGAUACCUUCAAAGAAAUCCAAAUUGGUGUUUCGUAUACUUAUAAGGGUGAAAAAUUGAAUAGUUUCCCAGAAGAUUUACAUAAAUUAGCUAAGGUUGAUGUGGAGUAUGUUACAUUACCUGGUUGGGAAGAGGAUAUCACCAAGAUUAAGAACUAUAACGAUUUACCAGAGAAUGCUAAGAAAUAUUUGAAAUAUAUUGAAGAUUAUUUGAAUGUUCCAAUUCAAUGGGUUGGUACCGGUCCAUCGCGUGACUCAAUGUUAGUAAAAGACCUUAAUUAG
Messenger RNA from Debaryomyces hansenii CBS767, 1290 nucleotides. It is a transcript of the gene ADE12, whose product is annotated as adenylosuccinate synthase. Gene Ontology annotation, molecular function: GTP binding; adenylosuccinate synthase activity. Lineage: Eukaryota; Fungi; Ascomycota; Pichiomycetes; Serinales; Debaryomycetaceae. The record is from RefSeq and is a predicted model, not a curated record. The transcript has a single exon. Gene Ontology annotation, biological process: IMP metabolic process; 'de novo' AMP biosynthetic process. Gene Ontology annotation, cellular component: cytoplasm. The coding region runs from base 1 to 1290 and encodes 429 amino acids.